AUCUCAUCAUGGCGGAUCCUAGAGAAAAAGCGAUUCAAGAUUACCGCAAGAAAUUGCUCGAACACAAGGAAUUAGAUGCUCGUUUGAAAGAAAUGAGAGAGCAUCUGAAGGAGCUGACCAAGAAGUAUGACAAGUCUGAAAAUGAUCUCAAGGCUCUCCAGAGUGUUGGUCAGAUUGUGGGAGAGGUCCUAAAGCAGCUGACUGAAGAAAAAUUCAUCGUGAAGGCAACGAACGGACCUCGCUAUGUAGUAGGCUGCAGACGAGGUCUGGAUAAAACCAAGCUCAAGCAGGGUACCAGGGUAGCUCUAGAUAUGACAACAUUGACUAUUAUGAGGUAUCUACCAAGGGAGGUUGAUCCUAUGGUAUAUCACAUGUCACAUGAAGACCCUGGUGAUAUCUCCUACUCUGCCAUCGGUGGUCUAGCAGAACAGAUCAGAGAACUCAGAGAGGUGAUUGAACUGCCGUUGUUGAAUCCAGAACUGUUUGAGAGAGUUGGUAUCACACCGCCCAAAGGCUGUCUCUUGUAUGGAGCACCAGGUACUGGGAAGACCUUGCUUGCCAGAGCAGUGGCCAGUCAGCUGGAUGCAAAUUUCCUCAAGGUUGUUUCCAGUGCUAUAGUAGACAAGUACAUUGGUGAGAGCGCCCGUCUGAUCAGAGAGAUGUUUGCCUACGCUAGGGACCAUGAACCUUGUGUUGUCUUCAUGGAUGAAAUCGAUGCUAUCGGAGGCAGGAGAUUCUCAGAAGGCACAUCGGCCGAUAGGGAGAUCCAGAGGACCUUGAUGGAGCUGUUAAACCAGAUGGAUGGAUUUGACACUCUUGGUAAAGUGAAGAUCAUCAUGGCGACCAACAGACCUGAUACGUUAGAUCCAGCUCUACUCAGGCCUGGUAGACUUGACAGAAAGAUUGAAAUCCCACUUCCCAAUGAGCAAGCCAGGCUAGAGAUUCUGAAGAUCCAUGCAGCUCCCAUCACCAAGCAUGGAGAUAUAGAUUAUGAAGCUGUGGUAAAAUUAUCAGAUGGAUUCAACGGUGCAGAUCUCAGGAAUGUGUGUACAGAAGCAGGUAUGUUUGCCAUCAGAGCGGAACGAGAGUACGUGGUCGACGAGGACUUCAUGAAAGCCGUCAGGAAAGUCUCGGAUAACAAGAAACUGGAAACAAAACUAGACUACAAACCUGUAUAAUAGUUCGCAAGAAGUAGUAUAAAUUCACCCAAUCUAAUGUGAUGGUAUGCUAGACUAUCGUAUAUUAAUUCCAAUUAGUUAUAGCUGGUAAACAGCAUACAGGAGAUCAAGAGUUGAGAGGAUGUCUUGUCUGUUUAGAGCUGCAGGGUCAUGUAGUUAUACACUCAAACAGAGUUAAUGUUCCUCUGGCUCCAAACAGAUGAUAUUUUAAAAAAAGCCCAAACUUAUUCUUCCACUCAACGAUAGGUUCUACUCUGAAGAUGCAUAUGCAGAUUUGGUUGCAAGAUGCCACCAUUGUAGCCCUUUUAGGGACAUUUCAUGAUCUAUUCACAGGAAACUAUUCCCAAAUCUUAUUUUUCAUGUGAUCGCCAUCUCAAAUAAAAUCCUCUGCACCUGAAGACAGGUUAUCAUAUGUGUUUAUGCUGACCAGUGCAUGAAGACCACACAUUACCUUUUUCUAGAAAAACACUGCUCAACUUGGUCUCUAUAGGCAAGUGGUCUUUAUAUAUGCUAGCAGGAGUACUGUAUCCUUGAGAUAUGAAUUACUCAUUUUCGCGUGUAAUAGUCAAUUUAUUUGAAAGCAUUUGUAAAAUUGCAUGAAUUUUGCAAAUAUUCUUUACUGGUAUAAUUUUGCUUUUAUUUUUAUCCCCUCAAUGAUUUAAACAGAGAUAUGAUUUUUUGUAAAAGAAUAAAAGUGAUCACUGAUAUUUCUAGCCAGUAAUAAAAAAAAAAAAAAAACACUUAAAUUUUGGUGUAACAACAUUCAACAAGUUAAUGCAUGUUGAAAAGUAUUUGAAAGCUACAAGUCAAUGGAAGUUUGUAGGAUAUUGUACUGAUCUGAUGUGUCAAAGAGAUACCGAAGUGCAUCAUGUAAAAUGGGAGUUUCCUUCUGAAUUUGAGAUCAGUAAAUUGCCCAUUUUCUAAAAGAUGCAUGUGGCAAAGAUCAUGGUACCAGGCAGGGCCCAUUGCACAAAACUUACCAUUGACGGUAACUUUGCCAUCAAUGUUAACUACCAUGGAAACCUUGAUUUUCAUUGGCUGUUGAGCCCUGUUACCAUGGUAGUUGCCAUUGAUGGUAACUUUUAUGCAACUGGCCCAGAUGUGAAAACACUCACAUAUACCUCUUUUUUUUUGGGGGGGGGGGGGGAAGGGGGAACAAUAAGGAGCGCUCUGUUACUCAUUUCUUGCUGAAUUUAUGCCAAUUGUAAUUUCCAGAAUUGUUAUAGUUUCCAUUAUGAUGGUUGAACAUUUUGAUAAACUUAUGAUGUGAAUAAAUGCCAUUGUCUUGAAUACUUAAGAUUGAGUUAUUAACAAAACACAUGUAUAAUUUGUGUUGUAUUCCAGUUUCUCGAGGUAGGGUAUAAUAUUGUUUGUCACAUUUUUGUUUGUACAUUGUAAGACAUUAAAUUUCUGUACAUGAAA
Molecule: messenger RNA, 2600 nt
Organism: Strongylocentrotus purpuratus (purple sea urchin)
Lineage: Eukaryota; Metazoa; Echinodermata; Echinoidea; Camarodonta; Strongylocentrotidae
Gene: psmc6
Product: 26S proteasome regulatory subunit 10B
Exons: 12
Coding region: 9-1178 (389 amino acids)
Biological process (GO): positive regulation of RNA polymerase II transcription preinitiation complex assembly
Cellular component (GO): cytosolic proteasome complex; proteasome regulatory particle, base subcomplex
Molecular function (GO): ATP binding; proteasome-activating activity; ATP hydrolysis activity
Source: RefSeq, a predicted model, not a curated record